Danio rerio (zebrafish) is the source of this 1599-nucleotide messenger RNA. RefSeq names its product zona pellucida glycoprotein 3c (gene zp3c). NCBI's taxonomy places the organism in Eukaryota, Metazoa, Chordata, Actinopteri, Cypriniformes, Danionidae. The record is from RefSeq and is marked validated. Gene Ontology annotation, cellular component: plasma membrane.
GCAGCAGGUGUUUCUCGUCACAGACGCUACAAAUAUCCCCUCAGCACUUCAUUUUCUGUAUUAAGACAGUCAUUGAAAAAGUAAAUAAGCACUACCCGGCGAAAAGGCAGAGUAUGUUGCUGUACUGUCUUAUCCUAGUUUUCCUUUACACUAAACAUUUAGCGAACGCGUUUGAUUUGGACGCCGCUGUCGCUGACCCAGAGCUGGAAUGGAACUCAAUGGCCAAUUUCACAGUUGCCGAUGAUGAUGAUUCUGAAAGUGUUGAGUUUAUCCCACGGUCCAAAGGCGAUUCGUCGCGUACUCUUCUAAAGCUACCUGGGUCAGUGCGAAUAUCAGCACAUCAGCUCCACACAGAGCUUUUCACUCCAGGAAGAGGAGGUAUCCCGGUGCCUCCGAAGGUCAGGGAGAUGCUUCACCCCAAAAUGCCGGUAGCAAAACCUGCUUAUACCUCGCGGGGGAAGCCGAUAGAGCUGUUGUGUCAUCUGGACCGCAUUUACGUGAGAGUCCGGAAAAGUUUGUUCUCCAGCCACAGCGCGCACAAACACCUGAAGCUGGGGACAUGUUCUGUCAAUAAACAGACGAGAACUCACUAUUAUUUUCUGUACAAUCUGAAAAGAUGUGGCUUGAAACGAGGGGUGGGCGACGAUUUAUGUUGUCUUUACGUACUAAGGAAGAUGAAAAUCGUAUCACUUACUCGAAUACUUUACGCUUUAGACCUGUGUCCACUGGAGUGAUUGUGAGGCAACUGCCUUUUACUGUGCCUGUUCGAUGUAGUUACCCCAAGUUCCAUCGCUCUUAUCAGACUGGGUUCUUGCCCAUUAUUUCAGGAGGAACAUUUUUCAAGACUUUACAAAGACACGGAGCAGAGACCACACUUACUGUAUUGGAUGACUCUUGGAACUUGCUUGGGGAUGAACCGAGCUUUGAGCUUGGUAAACCUGUAUGCUUUGAAGCCAGUGGCCCAGAUAUGGAUGUGAGCCAACGAUUGUACCUGAACCGUUGCUAUGUCAGUUCCUCUCCAAACUUUCAGGCAACUGAAAGAUAUUCUGUCAUAGAAAAUUAUGGAUGCCUUGUGGACAGCAUGAACAGUGCUCUGACAAAGUUCUACGACACUGAUAACAACAUGACUGUGAGAUUUUGUAUUGGAGCUUUUCUGUUUAAAACAAGGGUUCCCAAGACACAUUCUAAAGUGCCCCUGUAUAUGCAUUGUGAGAUGGACCUAGGACCUGAGACUCCCACACCUGAAGCCAAAUCGUGUACAUAUGACGCAAAAAACAAGAUGUGGACUGAGCUUUAUGGUGAUUCUUCAGUCUGUGACUGCUGUUCAUCUACAUGUUCUGAUGAUCCAGAGCCAGCUGAUUAUACAAUGAUCAGCAGUAAGUCCUGGGACAUGAAGGUAAAAAAGCUAAUCUCAUUGCCAGAGGAGCCCAUAGAGGAGUUCAUUUCACCUUGCCAUGAGGACACUGAGUCAUUCUGGGAGUCGCACGAUCCCUAGUAGGACAUCUUUUAUAGAUGGCAUACGUUUUAAGUUGGACCAUAACAAUGCCAUGGUUUGAUCCAAGUAGUUAUUUCAUAUUGAGUAAACUGAAUUCACUCGAG